This is a messenger RNA of Camponotus floridanus (Florida carpenter ant), 2797 nucleotides long. RefSeq names its product transcription factor SOX-9. The transcript is spliced from 5 exons. Gene Ontology annotation, biological process: regulation of transcription by RNA polymerase II. Gene Ontology annotation, molecular function: RNA polymerase II cis-regulatory region sequence-specific DNA binding; DNA-binding transcription factor activity, RNA polymerase II-specific. Bases 1122 to 2399 code for a protein of 425 amino acids. Lineage: Eukaryota; Metazoa; Arthropoda; Insecta; Hymenoptera; Formicidae. The record is from RefSeq and is a predicted model, not a curated record. Gene Ontology annotation, cellular component: nucleus.
AGGCGAUGCAACCACCUCACUCGAGCGCCGAUCGCGCGACAAGCAUCCACGAACCCCGCUUUCAACUCGGCGCGAGUUUCACGCGAACGCGAAAACGUCCGGCUUGUCCCGGCUCGAAAGAAUUUCAAGACGAAAAUUUCGGAUCACUCACGGUGUCGAUAUGUGUAUUUGAGCACCCACGAAAGAGACUUUAAAAGAGUAAGAGGUGCGAGUCGAGCAAGUUCCAUAGCCUUGCCAGGCUGGGCCAGGACUGGUGGUUAAUUGUUUUUCACAGCGCGAUUGAACGCUUGAAUCUAUUAAAACUCUCCGUCAUAUGUUGCGGAGGAUCUUGUAUGUACUGGAGAACAAUUUUGUUCUCCAGUGACGUUACGGACGAUUUUACGACGUAACAAUACUUAAAUGUGUAAUCAUUGUCCUUUCCAAAGAGACCUUCUACGUCGAAUGGUAGAACGAUCCAUUUAAACGUCAGUGGCAUCUAAAGAACACGUGCUACCCAAUCGGGGAUAGCCGCUAACUCACAUCAUCGCUGAAGCAAGGUACAAUAUGAUCCACCGAAAAAUAUAAGAACACCAACCAUCGAAGGAUGUAAUUAGCGCGCGACUCACAGUUUCACCGUUCAAAUUUAUCUUCUCAGGAAAGAGACCAAGUGCGAGACUUUCAACCGCCGAGAUACACACAGACAGAGAGAAAAGAUAAGAAGUGACGGAGUUGAAUCAGGACGAGCAAAAAGACGAGUAAUCAAGAGAAGAUACGCAUAUCGAAUCACGCGCGAGUUGCGAGUUAAUCGCGAGCGAAAUUAAUUAAACGUGCCAACAAUCAACAUCAACAGUCGAAACGUGAUUUGCAAAAGAGAAGGAAAAAGCUAUCGGGGUCGAUAGCAAAGAGAGAGACAGCAUCGGCAAAACCAACCGAGUGAAGGAAAAAAGACUGACACACUCUCGUCGCGAUGAUAAAGCGAUAAGGCAGCGAUAGCGAUACAGCAGCAACGAUUAAUUGAUCGACGGCUGUUUUUCGAGACGAGAUGAGCGUGUUUUCCGCAUGUUGCGCGUGAUAAAUCGGCAAGAUUAAUUGCGCGACUACUCGAUUCGAUCCUCGCUCACAUUGUUCGCGCGACAAAGGGGAUGAAGAUGAACGACGUCAAGCCGGAAAGCUCCAGCACGUCCAUUUCGUCGCCAGGUGGAAACAAUAAUAAUAACAACAACAAUAAUAACAACAUCAACGGUAAUGGUAAAGCGACAGCCGCCGCGACGGUAGCCGCCAAUGGCGGCGAAGGGAUCAGCGCCGCCGUCGCCAAGGUUCUCCAGGGAUACGACUGGACUCUGGUACCCGUUGCUACCAAGGGCUCCGGCGACAAAAGGGCGGCCCACGUUAAGAGGCCCAUGAACGCGUUUAUGGUGUGGGCCCAGGCUGCGAGGCGAAAACUAGCCGAUCAGUAUCCUCAACUUCACAACGCCGAGCUGUCGAAAACGCUAGGAAAAUUAUGGCGGCUCCUGUCCGAUAACGAUAAGAAACCCUUUAUCGAAGAAGCUGAUCGCUUGCGUGUUAUUCACAAACGCGAGCAUCCCGAUUACAAGUAUCAACCCCGACGUCGAAAGCAGAACGGGCCUUCUUCCGGUCGUGAUAGUUCACCUUCGAGGAACCAGAGCAAUGUGACGUUUAGCGUUUCCAGGUCGUUGAAACAGGAGGAUAUGAGUCCCAGGGGUGUGCAAGGGCCUAAUUCACCACAGAGUGGCGUGAGCUCUUCGCCACCGACAACUCCCGGCCAAGGUCUCUCACCGCCGACACCCCCUACGACACCCAGAGGACAGCAUUAUGUCAAUCAGACCAAUCAGCCUCCGCAAAACAAUACCGUAUACUAUCAGGAGUUAGUUAGCAACACACCAUCAAGCGAUUCUUCGCAUCAGCAGCCGGCGGUCGAUCUUCGAUACAUCGAAGUCGGAGACAGCCUUCUUGGCGAGGAAAACCAGCUGAACGGCCUCGGCACUUUGGGCGGGCUCGGCCUGAAUCUGCCGGUGAACUUCCAGGAGUGCGAGGUCGAGAGCAACGAGCUCGACCAAUAUCUACCACCCCAGACCACGCCGAUACAUCAAUAUCCACCUGUGCAAGUCACCACCGCUUCGCAAUGGUUACUUAACAGAUAUGAGGAGGAGAUCGAGAGACCGAUCAAGCGCCACUCGGAACAAGCGAUCGCGGAAGUUUCAUGGGAGGAUAGGACCCAGGAGAUGGUCAGGUAUCACGAGUUGCAGCCUCCCCUUCCACCAGUCCAAUACAUAUCUGCCCAUAAUACACAUCACUCGCAUGCGACCGCGCAGAUGAGCCAUCCGCACGUGUCCACGUCCUAUGCGCAAUAUGCUCAUCGUUACGUACCUGGUAUCGAGACGUGGCCAAAUUACAUGUAGGAUCAAAACCAGGUAAACACGACGAUGGUCUAUCAUUUUUAUGGAGCACUAUGAUGUGCCGUGGGAAGUAUCAUUGAAUAUUCGAUUUACGUACAAGAAUAAGCGAAUAAAGAUUCGCAUAAAUCGUCCCAGAUUCGCCGAAAAGUAUUUCAACAACAUAAUUUCGGAAUUUGAUGUAUCGAUUUUGUCUUAAAAUAUCGACAGAUGUUAUUUUUGAUUCAAAAUUUUCAUUACAAAUUUCAAAAUAUUUUAUUACAAUAUUUAAAUAAAUUUUCCACGCGUCAACAUAAAAUCAUACUAUAAUUGACAUCGCCUUGUUAUUUAGGAAUCGAAGGUUUGUUGUACGAAGAGAAGCAAAGGUUUUGUUUACGCGUGGAGACGGUUUUAUUUUUAAUAAU